AUGAAGCCAGCGGCGGUUGGUCGGAGGGGCGGAGAGGCGUCCUCGCCCAGCGCGGGGUCGGCCCCUGUGGGAGUGCGGACUCCGUCGCCCAGGGGAAAGGGCGCGAGCCGUGAAGGUGUCGGCGGAGGCGGCGGUUGCGGCUGCGGCGGCCAGGGAGGCGGCGGACCGCGUCGCCAAGGAAGGUCCCGGGGCCGCGGCUCUGGACCAUCAAAAAGGGCGAUUACCUGUUCGACUCAGGUUGCGGAAGGUGCGGAGGCGCCAGCCGAACCCUCUCCUGUGUCGACGAAGCCGGCACACCCUGUCCGACAGGUUGGGCGGAGCGCCGCCCCGGCGGCCGGGGCCCGAGGAGCGAAGGUCGAAACGCCCGCCGUGGGCGCGGUUUCGGUGCGCUCCCUGGAGGUUGAUACGGGCGCCGUUGGGUCGUCCCGGGCGCCGACGGGCGUGCGGGACGCGCGGGCGGCCUCGCCCGUGGUUCCGCGAUCGACCCCGCCGACGAUCGAGGAGCACGACGCGCAGAAAGUCGCCUUCGCCACACGAAAGGCGGUGCAAGUGGCCGUAGCGGCUCAGGUCGCCGACCUCGGGGCACGGCACCGAGAGGCGGCGAGCCGGUGGGAGCGCCUCACCGCUGAGGACCGCGUGGACCACGACCGCGCUCGCCAGGAGGCGCGGAAAGUGGCCUCUUCUGUGCAAACGCAGCGGGAAUCCGUGGAGGAAAUGUGGGUAGAACUCCACGAGGCGCAGCAAGUGCGGGCGGCCAUCGAGGCGAAAAUCGCCGACGCCCGGUCGGCGCUGGGCAUUAUGGAAGCCCGGUACCGCGCGCGAACGGACGAUAAGAGUGCUGUUCGUGGGGCCCGAGAGAAGGAUAUUAAGCUGGCGAAAAUCGAGGCCGACGCGCUGGCUGAGGAGCUCAGCGCGGCUUCCGAGCAGCAGCGCCGCAUGCGGGGCGCUCACACCGAGCGCCUGGCCGCGGAGGAAUCCGCGGCGAGGGCAAAAGGGGCGUCUGUCCUCCCGGCCCCGCCAUGUCGCACUGGGGACGAGGUCCGGGACGGCCUCGAGAGGCGCGAGCGCCGGCGGCUCGCGGACGCCGCCCUGCUGGAAGAGGCGGGCGCCAUUCCGGACGGCCCGGGUGAUACGAGUUCGGCGUUGGAGGUGUCUGCGCCUCCUGUGUCGGGGAGCGCGGCCGCACCGGCCCGUGAGGAGACCGGCGACUCGGUGUCUCUCGCCAGGGAAGUGGCCACGGUCAUGGCACAGGGGUCCGGUUUCACGUUCGACCAAGCCAUGAAGUUGGCGCUCGCGACGAAAAAGCGCAAGGACUGCCCGCCGUCCAGCGGGUCGGAGGACGUGACGGGUGGUCUGCGACGGAUUCUGGCGGCGAGUACCGCGGUGGUGGGCGCGGACAGCGCUAUGGCCGUGGUGGCGGACGAUACCGCUCGGGCAAGGAGCGGACUGUUCACCAGCAUUCCGGUGGGAGCGGAGACUCGGACGGGCAUGGCCGCGGGUUUGGCGGCCGCACGCGAGGCUCCCGAGGACGUGGAGGCCGUGGUGGCGGACGUGGCAGAACGAUAA
This is a messenger RNA of Ectocarpus siliculosus, 1566 nucleotides long. Lineage: Eukaryota; Phaeophyceae; Ectocarpales; Ectocarpaceae. The record is from the annotation of a GenBank genome assembly.